Sceloporus undulatus (fence lizard) is the source of this 2959-nucleotide messenger RNA. Its product is annotated as apoptosis-stimulating of p53 protein 2-like. Gene Ontology annotation, cellular component: nucleus. Lineage: Eukaryota; Metazoa; Chordata; Lepidosauria; Squamata; Phrynosomatidae. Gene Ontology annotation, biological process: regulation of apoptotic process. Gene Ontology annotation, molecular function: p53 binding. The transcript is spliced from 8 exons. The record is from RefSeq and is a predicted model, not a curated record. The annotation marks the transcript as partial.
CUGGUGAAGGAGAUGCUCCUGUUAGAGAAAGAGAGAAGAAAGUGCGUCCCUUUUCCAUGUUUGAUUCUGUUGAAUCAAAUGGAGGUACUGGAGUACCUACAACAUUGAGGAAAAACCAGAGUAGUGAAGACCUGCUGCGUGAUGGCCAGAUGGGUACUAAGAAUUUGACAAAAGUACCACCACCUGUUCCCACCAAACCAAAGCAGAUCAACUUACCUUACUUUGGUCAAGCCAGUCAGCUGCCCUCCACAGAUGUUAAGCCUGAUGGUAAUGCACAAAAGCUGCCUCUGACAAUUGCAGCUGUUGGAAGCAAGCAGAAACCCCCAACCCCACUGACACCCUCAGCGUCCCAGCAAAGAAUCUGUGUGUCACCAAGUGGUUCUCCUACUAAUCCAGAUCUGACUCUUUCCAAACAAGAGAGUCCUCCUGCAGUAGCUGUGAAACCUUUCACACCUCAGCCGGCCAAAGAGGCCCCUCCACCUCCCUUUCGGAAGCCACAGACUGUGGCUGCAAGUUCAAUCUACAGUAUGUAUACAAAACAGCAGACUCCAGGGAAGAACUUUCAGCAAGCAGUGCAGAGUGCACUGACAAGGGCACAAACCAGAGGGCCACAUUUUCCAAGUGUGUACGGAAAGCCAGUUAUUGCUGGAGCUGGUUCCCCAAAUCAACAGCAAAUGGACAAUAUUUAUUCAAAUACUCAAGGCAAGCCAGCUAGUCCAGAGCCUGAAAUGGAGGCUACAGCUUCAGCCAGUGAAAACAAUGAAACAGAACGUAUUCCUCGUCCCCUCAGCCCAACCAAGCUUUUGCCUUUCUUGUCAAAUCCUUACAGAAAUCAAAGUGAUGCAGAUUUGGAGGCCCUUCGGAAGAAGCUGUCAAAUGCACCACGGCCACUGAAAAAACGUAGUUCCAUUACUGAGCCAGAGGGGCCUAAUGGGCCUAAUAUUCAAAAGCUGUUAUACCAGAGAACAACUUUGGCUGCUAUGGAGACUAUAUCAGCCCCUUCAUACUCAUCAAAGCAAACUUCAGUGGCUGUUACUGAAAACACAAUAGAAAUCCCAAACCCUUACCUAAGUACAGAAGUUGUGAAAGAGGUGGUUCCUACUUCACCUGAGCCAACUAUUGCAGAAGAGGCAGAAAGUCCAAAUACAGACCUGAACACAGCUUUGUUGCCCUCAUCAGGACUGGAUAGUGUUCUUGAGAACAUACCCGACAAUGCUUCUCUUACUCAGCCUGAAAUUGAAGAUCCAAGUCUAGAUGUGCCCUUGCCCAUAGAAAUGUACAUGGAGGAGUAUCCUCCCUAUCCACCACCUCCAUAUCCUUCAGGAGAACCAGAUACUUUGUCGGAUGAUUCAUUUAGUAUGCGGCCUCCUGAAGUCACUGGACAGUUUUCUUUACCACCUGGGAAGAGGACAAACCUGCGCAAAAUUGGUUCGGAUAGGAUUGACCAUGGAAUGCGAGUGAAAUUCAAUCCCCUUGCUUUGCUUCUAGAUUCCUCCCUUGAAGGAGAAUUUGAUCUUGUACAGCGAAUAAUUUAUGAGGUUGAAGAUCCCAGCUUGCCCAACGAUGAGGGUAUCACUGCACUUCACAAUGCUGUGUGUGCUGGUCACACAGAGAUUGUGAAAUUCCUGGUACAAUUUGGUGUAAAUGUUAAUGCUGCAGAUAGUGAUGGAUGGACCCCAUUGCAUUGUGCAGCAUCUUGCAAUAAUGUCCAAGUGUGCAAAUUCUUAGUGGAAUCAGGUGCUGCUGUCUUUGCUACAACUUAUAGUGAUAUGCAGACUGCCGCAGACAAAUGUGAAGAAAUGGAAGAAGGCUAUACACAGUGUUCUCAGUUUCUUUAUGGAGUGCAAGAGAAAAUGGGAAUAAUGAACAAAGGAGUGGUCUAUGCUCUGUGGGAUUAUGAAGCUCAGAAUGAUGAUGAACUGUCUAUGAAAGGGGGAGACUGUAUGACAGUUCUUCGCCGGGAAGAUGAAGAAGAAAUAGAGUGGUGGUGGGCACAGUUAAGUGACAAGGAAGGAUAUGUGCCUCGUAACCUGCUUGGUCUCUAUCCAAGGAUUAAGCCAAGGCAAAGAAGCUUGGCAUGAAAACACGUGGAAGCAAUUUUCUGAUGUAUCAGUCACAGGAUGGAUUUAUCCUUUUUUAUAGAAAAGAAUGCAUUCUCUUUGUGUUAACAUCAGUUUCAUGAAAUUUACUUUGAUUACAAUGUGAUAUGAAAGCAAUGCUGAAUAUGCUAUGAAAACAGAUGAAGGAUAGAUUGCAUUCACAAAUGGUGGAAGAAGCUCCCUUGGAAUGCUACUUUGAAGCAAAUGAGUAUGCCCUAAAGGCAAAUGAAGCCUAAUGAAUGGUCAGUCACUACCUUUUCUUUUUCUGCAGAUGGCUUUUUUUGGUCUUUGUAAUACGCGGACAUGAGAAAAAUCUAUUCCUUCCUCUAAACCAGUUAUUCCCUAACUUGAGUCCCCAAAUGUUAAUUAGCUUUCAAGACCCAGCCAAUAUGGUCUGUGGUCAAGGAUUCUGGGAGUUGUUCUCCAACAUCAAGGUAUCCAGGUUUUAGAAACACUGUUCUAGACAGUUUUCUUAAGCUCUUGCAAUUUCUUCUCUAGAACAGGGCCAAUGUAAGUCAGACUAUUCAUACAUAAACUAAUCAUAAACAUUCUGCUUAUGGAAUUUCUUAGUAGCAGAGGUAACAGUAUGAAAGUGAUGUAAUGCAUCUUAAAACUAAGGACCUAAACCAAUUUUUUGAGCAAUAAUGUUGAGUGCAGUAGCAUUUUAGGAUUCCAGAGUAUUUGAAAUAUAUUCUAUACCACUAACAAUGUAGGUUAUAGAGUGGGUUUUUUAAAAAUAUCUUGUCUUUGUCUUUUGUAACCUGGAUAUUAAAUAUAGAAAAACUAUGUAGACUAUAUCACAAUUUUGUUACAACUACCUUUCUAUGCUUAACUGUGAUUAAAUUUUGACUUUAGAAAUA